AUGGAGAAAGAAAAAGAAAUCAAGAGAGUGGCGCAGCCCUCUUCAGACUACGAAAUUGGAGAAGUAAAAAGUGUGGAUGCUGAUGCUGCCAAGCUGGCAGAGAUGGGCUACACCCAGGACAUGCAGCGAAACUUCUCCAUAUGGUCGGUUCUGGGUGUCGGCUUUUCACUCACAAACUCCUGGUUCGGGAUAUCCGCAGCACUGGUGACGGGAAUUAAUUCCGGUGGGCCUCUGCUCAUCAUCUACGGCAUCAUCAUCAUCGCUCUACUCUCGACUUGCGUGGGCAUCUCGCUUUCGGAGCUGGCGAGUGCAUUCCCUAAUGCGGGCGGUCAGUACUUUUGGGCGAAUGAGCUGGCACCAAAGAGAUUUGCGAACUUUGCUUCGUACCUAACGGGAUGGUGCGCUUGGGCGGGAUCGAUCUUUACGUCGGCAAGUGUCGCGUUAGCUGUUGGGAGCGCGCUGUGUGGCUGCUGGCAAUUAACCCAUCCGGACUUCGUGGUGAAGAGCUGGCAUGUGUUCGUUGCGUACCAGAUCGCCAACAUCAUCUGCUUCUUCUUCAACUGCUUUGGCAAGGUCCUGCCUAUUGUAUCAUCCACGUCGCUCUACAUCACGCUACUCUCCUUCACAAUUAUCCUGACAACGGUCCCGGCGGCAGCACCAACCCACCAGCAUGCCAAAUUCGUCUUCGCAACUUUCAUCAACAACACCGGUUGGUCUCAAGGCGGCAUCGCCUUCAUCGUUGGAAUGGUGAACACGAACUGGGCUUUUGCAUGUCUGGACUGCGCAACGCACCUGGCAGAAGAGGUGCAUCACCCAGAACGCAUGAUCCCCAUUUCCAUCAUGGGGACCAUAGCCAUCGGCUUCGUGACCUCCUGGUUCUACUCCGUGUCCAUGUUCUUCAGCAUCGUCGGCGACUUUCAAGAGCUCGUCGACACGUCCACCGGAGUCCCGAUCCUCGAACUCUUCUACCGCGCGCUCAGGAACAAAAUCGGCGCCUGCGUGCUCGAGACUCUGGUCAUUCUCACGGGUUUGGGCUGCCUGAUUGCGAGCCACACGUGGCAGAGCCGUCUGUGCUGGAGCUUUGCGCGUGAUCGCGGCGUCCCUGGCAAUCGGUGGCUGGCGAAAGUGAAUCCUAGGCUAGAUGUGCCGCUCUAUGCGCAUGCGGUGAGCUGCGUCAUCGUUGCGGCCGUGGGUUGCUUAUAUUUGGGCUCUUACACUGCAUUUAACAGUAUGGUCACCGCCUGUAUCGUCCUGCUGUACGUGUCGUACUCGAUUCCAGUCGUCUGCCUGCUCAUCAAAGGCCGCAACAACAUUCAUCACGGGCCCUUCUGGCUUGGACCCAUUGGUUUCUUCGCCAACUGUGUUCUCUUAGCUUGGACUGCCUUUACUGUCAUCAUGUACAGCUUCCCAUACGCAAAACCAGUCGAGGCGAGCAAUAUGAACUAUGUCUCGGCGGUUUAUGGCGUGGUUAUGUUUAUUAUUGCGGUCGACUGGCUUGUAAGAGGGAGAAAGUAUUAUAGAGGUCAGACGACAAGGCAUGUGGAGGCGGAGGUAGUGGCUGUCAGGGGGAGGAGUGUUGGUUAG
Molecule: messenger RNA, 1584 nt
Organism: Aplosporella prunicola CBS 121167
Lineage: Eukaryota; Fungi; Ascomycota; Dothideomycetes; Botryosphaeriales; Aplosporellaceae
Exons: 3
Coding region: 1-1584 (527 amino acids)
Biological process (GO): transmembrane transport
Cellular component (GO): membrane
Molecular function (GO): transmembrane transporter activity
Source: RefSeq, a predicted model, not a curated record